AUGAGGGACUCGAAGCUCUGCCUUCUGCUGAUCCUCGGCACGUCGGCCUUGGCCGCUGUUGCCCAAAAUGGAGAUCAGCCAACUUGCCUGCUUGCCAAAAGGUAUAAGACCCUGCACAAGUACGAAUAUCAAUACGUAGCUGAAUCUCUGAAUGCCAUCACUGGAGCGUCAUCGGUCAAGAACGGACCCAGGGCAACAUGCAAGGUUGAAAUUGAAGUCCCGCAGACUUGCAGUUUCAUCGUACGCACCACUGGCUGUAGCCUGAGCGAAGUGGUUGGUGUUGACUCAAACGGCAAUCCCGCGUUCAACCCUGCGCCCGGCUCGGAUGCCUUCGCCGAUGAAAUGGAAAGAUAUCCUCUGAAGGUUGUGGUUGAGGGUGACUACGAUGUGAAACUGUACCCCGAGGAAGGUGAGACGACAACCACCCUGAACAUCAAGAGGGGCAUCGUCUCAUCCCUGGCUGUGCCUCUGAUGGAACAGGACAAGAACAAGAAUAUGCCAACAAUCCAUGGUAUGUGCAAGACCUACUACGUGAUCAACGCUCGAGAGGAUAUCGCAACUGACGUUACCCUGGAAAGGGACCUGUCCACAUGUGACAGAUUCGUCCCAGUAAGAGAUCAUACCAGCCCCCUGGCACUCAUCGCUGGCAUGCAAUACCCUCUUUCCAAGCUCCUCAGAAGCUCGGAGACCUGUAACUACAAGUUUGACAAUGAGAAGAGACACAUGACCUCUGGGUCUUGCACAGAGAAGCACAUGCUGAUCCCGUUCUCCCACAAGGGCCAAUAUGGAGUUACGAAUGUUGGAACGCAGGAACUAACCCUGUUGAAGGUUUCUACUUCCAAUGACAGACUCUUCGACCAUGGCGUUAAUGCCAAAGGUCUUCAUAUGGACGUUGUUGAGCACAAGACAUAUUUCCAGAACAGAGAUGCUUUUCUGGAUCUGCUGCACGACGUGGCCACUCUGCCUGAGACCGAGGGCGAGAGGAGGGCGCACUUAUUCCGUCAGGUCGUCACCAUGGUCCGCGGAAUGAAGAGCGAAACCCUGAGCAGCGCCAUUCCCGAGGCUCUCGUUGUGUCCCGUGUCCUGACCUAUCAAGUUCUGGCCCAGUGUGGAACUCCAGAGUGCAGCAGUGCCAUCAUGCAGAUCCUCAGGGGCUUCCAGACCUCAGCAGUUGAAGUUGACGCCACGGUUUUUGCAUUGGGACUUGUUUCUAACCCUUCUGCUCUGCUGAUAAACGACAUGCUUGAAAUGGUCAAGUACAAGCCCAGCAAACCCAUCAUGUACGGCCUUAGCAAUGUCGUCAAGAGGUUCUACAAAAGCGAAGGAAAACUUAUUCCUGAGAUUCGCUCUGUUGCUGAGUUCAUGGCAGGCCGUUUGGGUGACUGCACCGGCGACGAAGACAACACUUUCCUGACUUUGAGAGUUAUUGGGAACAUGGCUCCCGCUGUUGUGCCUGCUAGUCCUGCGCUCAGAGCUUCAGUCCUGCAGUGUGUGAACCAACAAGAGGCUUCCCUGGCAGUGCAGCAAGCUGCCAUCCAGGUUUAUCGGCUGACUCCCAUCCCAGAUGAGGGAAGAGAAAUUCUCAUUCAGGUCCUUUUGGACAGUGCCAGCCCCGUGCAAAAGAGAAUUGCUGCUUAUCUUGUGCUUAUGAAGAACCCCCUGCCAAGUGAGUUGCUACGUUUGGCUACUGCCUUGGCCACUGAAGAAGACACCCAGUACAAGAGCUUCGUGGUGUCCCACAUGACCAACAUUUUGUCUUCAACUGAGCCUAAAACCGAAGAACUCAGACAAAAGAUUCGUGACGCCCUCCAGGGCAAUGAGAUCGGACCCAUCAUGGACCCCCUCAAAUUCUCUCGCAACUACCGGAUCGGAUCUGUGGAAGGAAACAUGAUCUUUGAGGGCACCAGCUACUUGCCCAAAGAAGCCAUGCUGGAAAUGACUCUUCAGGCAUUUGGUUUCAACAUUGACACGGUGGAGAUUGGUAUGGAGGGUACAGGAUUUGAACCAACAGUUGACGCACUGUUUGGCGACAACGGAUUCUUCCCCGACACUGCCAUGAAGACAAUAUACUUUGUCUCGGAUAAGAUGCACACAGUCGGAGACAUUGUGCGGCACUUACUUCCUGGCUCGAGGAACGCUGAGAUGAAGAGAAAGGUCUCUCGGGAUUUUAUGAGAGAAGUUGGGCAGAACCUCAACUUGCUGAUGAGGAAACUGGAGACUUCGAAGUCUCCAGAGGCAAUGAUGUACCUGAGAUUAUUCGGAAAUGAGCUGGGAUAUCUGAAGACCAGUGAAGUGGGAGAUAUGGCAUACUCUGCCUACUUGAUGAUUGAGAGCAUGUUCAGGAUGUUCCCCACUGAUGUCUUGAUGGGACUGAUGACAAAGGCUGACAAUACCAUCUUUGCCCACUAUAUCUUCAUGGACAAUGACUUUUUCCUGCCAACUGUCACUGGUAUGCCUCUGAAAAUUUCACUGUCUGGGACCUUCACCCCCGGUAUCAAGGGCGGACUUAAGCUUGCCCGUGACAUGAGUGAAGUCGCUUUCAUGCCCUCCGCUGGGGUUGAGAUUGCGACCCACGUUGGCGCCUACAUUCCUGAAUAUCUCAACUCGGGAUUGGAGAUGCACUCCAACCUCUUCCAUGAGAGCGGCCUCCGGGCCAAGCUCUCCAUGGGACGUGACCAUGUCAAGCUGACCAUUCCUGCGCCAAAGAGCCCGACCAAGCUCAUCAAAAUGACAACCACGCUCGUGGCAGUGAAUGAUCUUGGGGUUGUGACUAUCACCCCGAUGGGGACCCACAAAGUCGAUGUUAGUGAAUGCACCCCCUUUUUUGCUGGGAUGAAAUACUGCACUGCUCUUCAGUACAUUGAUGCUUCCUCUCAAGACACAGCCCCCUACUUCCCCUUCACCGGUGACAGCAAAUUUGCACUGGAGCUCCAUCCGACCGGUGAAGUCUCUGAGUACACCGCGACUCUUGCAUAUGAGCUGCUAAAGGAGGGGGACGAGGGCAAACAAAAGGUCGACUCUGUGAAGUUUGUUCUUAGAGCAGAAGGUACCGAGCCGACAGAGGCCAGAGCUAUCAUGAAAUACAACAGAAGGAAGAAAACGGUCACAGCUGAUCUCCAGAUUCCUGACUAUGAUUUGGAAGUAGGAUUGAGGCUAGGAGUUGUUGAUGGGAAAACCAGAGGCAAAGGAACCCACUCCGUCUCUUUGGAUCUCCUGAACAAAAACAUCCCUCAGCUUACCCUGGUUGGCCGAGCCAAUCUUGAAAUGAUGAAGAAAGGUAUGCUUCAAAUUCAGCUUCUCGUCCCCGUAUUGAACGUCGACGCCUCGGUCACAGCUAACAUAAAGCGAGAAGACGAACUGGAAUUGAAACUGAAGAGUGAAGUGAAGAUCCUGGAGGCCAUGUCCAAACAGGAGAUUGCAAUGAAAUAUGAUGACAGCAAGGUUGCGGUCGAGUUCAAAUCUGAUGUGAACACUGACGUCACCUUUGGGCUAUUCGCUGAUGUGUUUGAGAAGUAUACACAACGACUUCUCGACGCACAGGUGGGACAGACUGACAUGAAGGUCGCUCACAUCUUCAAGAAGUUUGGGGAGGCAGCAAACAACUACAUGCAGAAGUAUGGUGCUGAGAUCCCUUACCUUCAGAACUUCAGAGUUCCAGAUAUGCCUGAGAUUUCUCUGCCAGAGCGAUUGUUCUUGAACACUGAAACGAAGGCUGUGUACUACUUCAACAAAGAGCGCUUGACCUUCGUCAUCCCACUCCCUCUGGGAGGAAAAUCGACUAAGGAGCUCAAUUUCCCAGCAGCUUUAACAACACCUCACCUGUCCCUGCCUGAGUUUGGACUUGAGCUCAUCUCAAUGAGGAUUCCAAUCCCGGAGCUUUUUGUGCCCGAGAGCCUCACUUUAAGUGUUCCCCUUUUUGGCAAAACUGAAGUUUCAACACAGAUGAAGAGCAACCUCUACGACAUGGAGGCAUCGAUGGCAGCUGGCAAGGAUGUUGUGGAAACCCCAAGUUACUCUGCCAAGUUUGAUAUCAAAGGAACCUCGCCAUUUGAAAUUCUCGCAGUCAAGCUUGAAGGCUCCGGAAUGUUGGCCACCACUAAUUCACUUAAGGCCCAGGUGAAAGGCUCUUUGUCCCACAAGUUCAUUGAGGCCAGUGUCAAUUUCUUCGAGGAUACAACCAUCACUGACAAAAUUAAUGUGCAAUCAAGUUCCAAGAUCGUAGCCACAAGCCCAUUUAGCCUCACUGUUGACAUCGAGCACAAUUCUCUGGCUGGACUCAACACUGAAAAAAUCUCCAUUGAUAACAACUUGAAGGGAAUGUUCAUGGCUGGGCCCCUCUAUGCCAAGACCUCUUCAACUCAGACUAUCCAUGUUAUUCCAUUCAAACCAAAUGCAAAGAUUGACUCCUUGGUUGAGUUUAACUCAACUCUUGUUCAAGCUAAAAACAGAAUUUCAGCAACAUUUGUUGACGGUGACUUGCUGGUUGUUUCUAACAGCAAUGCCUUUGAAGACACCUUGACCCAUGUUGCUGAGCUUUCUUUCACAGACAGCAACCUGUCACUGAAGUGCCACUCGAGUGCCAAUGCGCUCGGUAUGAAAAUCUACAACAAGGCUGAAGCUUCUGCGGGAGUCGGCAAAAUUGCGCUGAGAGUGGAAACAAAUGGAGACCGGUCCAAAGAUCAUAUCUACUCUUUGCUGACUUCCUCCCUUGACGUCAGUGGCCUGACUGUAAACAGUGAUGCCAUCGUUCGGCUUCCGCAGAACACCGCCACGCACAAAGCCACCCUGAGAGUGGACAAGGACGGUUUGAUCACAAGUGGAACAAACACUCUGCAGAGUCCUCUUACUCUGGAAAACACCUUUAAUGCCAGGCUGGACACUUCAAGAGCAACUCUGUCCAUUAACAACAAGGCUGCAAUGCUGGACCUCAAGUUUGAUAAUAGCAAUGAUCUGACCGUAACACUUUCUAGCCUUAAUGUGAACUCUAAGGCUAAAGCCCAAGUCAGUGAUUAUACCUCUUAUAAACACGAUGUUGCCAUUGAUCUGACACCAUAUGCCGCAUCUGCCAAGGUCAACAACAACCUGAAGCUUCUUGCUGCCAACAUCAUCAAUGAGGCUCAGUUGCACGCAGGUUUUUACAAGAUGGACCUGACUGGAAGCUUGAAAGCCACCUAUGGUGAAACUGAGAUCAAGCACCUCUAUCAGGUGAACUAUGCUGACAUGACUGCCAACGCAAAGUGCACCACAACUGGAAAUCUUUUUGGAACCCACAUGACCCAUAACUCAGAGCUUGAAAUUAUUGGUCUUGCUGCCAGGUUCACCAACGAUGGCCGCUUUAACUCGCAGCUAGUGCGCUUUGACCAUACACUCCGUUCCAGCAUUGUUCCUUUUGACUUCAACCUUGAUGCCAUCUUCAACGCUGAUGGGGACUUGUCGUUGUAUGGAAAACACAGUGCACAGCUCUAUGGCAAGUUCCUACUGCAAGCACAACUGGCUUUUGCUACCUCACAUGAAUGCCGAGCCUCAGUCAGCCAGAGACUAGACAAUGGAAUUUCCCUGGAGACCACUUUUGACAAUAAGAUGGAUGCUGUUCUUUCCCCUAAUGAACAGAAGAGCGGUUUUAGUCUAAAAUCUAAAAUAAAUAAUCAUGCCUUUAAUCAAGACCUGAGUCUUUACAACACUGCUGGGGAAACCGGGAUGGGCGUUUCUGCUACCCUACUCACAAACAUCAUCAACACCAAAUCCACAAACAACCAGGAAUUUGGUUUCUCGGGUUUCCUCAAGUAUGACAAGAACACAAACUGCCACAUCGUUCAGUUCCCUUUGAUAGAAAAUAUACCUUUCUUCUUGGAAAGCAUCAAGAAUUCUAUUGUCCGUGUCGCAGAAAUGGUUCAGGACUGCAUCAGCAAUGAGGAAAUCAGGGCAAAACUCGGGGCACUUCCUCAGCGUGUAGGUGAGUUUGUAGCUCAACUUAACAUUGAAGGCAAAAUCAUUCAGUUGAAGGAGUACUUCAGUGAACUCACCCCAAAGAUUCAGAUUUCCAUGGAUGAUGUAGAUAAUACAUUAAGAAACCUGAAGGAUGUUUUUGACAAAAUGAUGACUGGUGUCACCUUUUACAUUCAAAACUAUCUUACCACGCUUGAACAAAUUAUUGUUGAUGGCAACACGUUUGAAACCAUUGCGUCAAGGAUCCAAGACCUGGUAAAUACCAUUAAUGCUGAGUAUGACAUUAAGGGAAUGGUUCUGUAUGUUAUCGAUACAGUGAAGAUGAUGAUCCAGCAGAUUGACUUGGAACAAUUACAAGGCACCACUGUGGCAUUCCUGAGAAAUAUUGAGAAUGAAUACAAAAUUAUGGCUGAUCUGAUUGAUUGCCUAAAUUUCAUGAAAACCGGAGUUGAGAAUUUUGAUUUUGUUGAAUUUGUUGCCGAACUGAAGGAGUUUAUUACAGACAUCAACAUCAGUGGUACCGUUAAGGAUUUAAUAAAUGAGAUUCCAACUGAGAUACUUGACGAGAUAAUAAAACAUAUCAGGAAACUGAUCCAGGAUCUCAACAUUCUUGAAAAAUUCAACACAUUCUCUGGAACGCUAAGGGAGUUUGUUGUGAAGCUUGAAGCUGACAAGAAGGUCCAAGUCAUCUUGGAAAAACUGGUGGAGGUCAUCAAGCAGUUUAGAAUUGAGCAAACAAUCAACACUGUUGCCAGGAUGGUGAGUGAUGCAGACAUCCCCGGUAAAUUCCACCAGGUCUUCCAGGUAGUUAUUGACUACAUGAAAUCCGCUGAAGUUAAGGAUAUGAUUCAACAGCUGAAGUCAUUUAUCGAGUCUACCAUGCAGAAGAUGACAUCAUUUGAUUAUAAUGGAUUUGUGGAUGAUGUGAACAAUUGCAUUGCUUCCUGCACUACUUACAUUAAUGCUCUCAUCAGGACUCUUGAAAUUCCCCAGAAACUUGAAGCAGCAAAAGAGUUCUCCAACGUCGUCCUGGCCUCAGCUAAAGGCGUUAUCGAUCGUCUGAGAGAAGUCAGAGUUGCAGAAAUUAUGGCAUCUGUAAAUGAACUGAUGGACCAGGCUAUGUUUGGAGAAAUCAAAAGAUUGUUUGAAUAUAUAAAAGAGGAAGUUACAAAUAUCGACAUUAAAGGUGAGCUUGCCUCAUACCUGAAGUCAGCGAGCAGAUUCUACAAGGUAGUCCUGAAAAUUGUUACUGAUAUGUGUCAUCGUGUGAUCGAAGAAAUCAAGGCAGUGUUCCCCGAACAAAAAAUCUUCAGUGAGAUUCAGCAAAUCUUUGACUCACUAAUAAGGGAAUUGAAGAAAUACCAGCUGAAUAUUCCAUCUUUCACUGUUCCGCUCACUGACCUGGUGGUGCCUUCCAUGACAUUCAAAAUGGAUCAACUUCAUCUCGUUGAAAUUCCCACAAAGUUUGAUAUCCCUGAGUUCACAAUUCUUGGCUUCCAUGCUAUCAAAGCCACCGCCGUUUCAUUUGAUGACAUCAAGCAGAGUAUCAUCCAAAUGAUUGACUUCAUCUUAAAUGUGAAUUUCAACGCGAUUGACUUUGAAACCUUCUUUGGAGACCUAACACUGAACUACCUGCCUUCCAUGCCAGAGAUCCACUUCUCAGAUAUCUCUCUUCCUGAGAUAUCCUUCCCUGCUAUCCCUCACUUCCCUGUAGAGAAGCUUGUCAAGUCUUUUUCGGCUCCUGAGAUAAGACUUCCAACAAUCCCAAGUGAUAUUGUGGUCCCAUGCUUUGGCAAACUCUACGGUGAGAUUCGAUUUAAUACUCCCAUUUACACUGUCAAGACAUCUGUUGAGCUCCAAAACUCCACCGAGUCGGCAAUGACACCCCAAUUAAAAGGAAUCAUUACUUCCCAAGGCACAUCUACCAGCUUUGAAAUUCUCAAUUACAAAGUUGACUCAACUGCUCAAAUUGCACUUCCCAAAAUGAGCCGGGUUGUGCUCGCAGAGACCCUCAAGAUCAAUCACCUUGCUCUUGUGUUUGAUCACCAAGCCUCUCUAUCUCUCUACGGUCUCUCUGGUCAGGCCCAAGCUAAGACCACAGUGAAAGUUAAUACUCCAAUUUACAAUGCUGAUGUCACAAACCUUGCUUUUAUCGCCAUGGAAGAGGGAAUGGCAGCGUCUCUAGAAACAAACUACAAACAUCUCGUAGACCUUCCGAUCGUCAGUGUCAAAAAUGAUGCCACCGUGAACCAGAAGGCAGUCCUCCGUCAAGACGGCUCCACCCUCACUCUGACUGUUGACAAUGUUGGCAAGUCUGUCGCUCAGGAAGGCAACCACAGCAGCAACUUAUAUUUGUCACUGAGUCCAAUCCUUGUCACGCUGACCUUCUCUGGUAAUACAGACUCAAAAGCAUUGACGAUGAAACAGCAAUUAACUGCUGAAGCAAGCCCUCUGCUCUACAAGUUUAAUGUCCUUAACGAGAUGAAAGCCUCUGUGAUUAAUAACAGUGUGGUUUCGGCCUCUGGACAUGUCAACCUCAAUACCAUGAAGGCUCAGCUUAAAGUAAACCAUGACACGGACUUGACCGGUGUGAUUAGAGGACUCCUCUCCAACGGAAUUGACAUUGUUGCCCAUCCCUACGAGUUUUUCGCUGACUUCCAAAACAAAGUAAAUUGCAGGGUGGCAAUCUUUGGAGUGCCAACUGCUAAGAUUAAUCUCCAGAACCGUUAUUCUGCCACUCUGACGCCCAACAGCCAGAAGAUGAACAUCGUUUAUACUGCUCGUCUUAAUCAAGGUGUGAUGACCUACAACUUCACUUUCGACAACAACAAAAAGGAGUCAGGAGCCUUUAUUGCAAUGAAUGGUAAUGCCAAUCUUGACUUCCUGACGAACCCCAUCAGCAUUCCUGCUAUUGAAUUCCCGUUUGUUGGCAUCCGUACCCCAGCAAUAAGUGAUCUGAACUUGUAUGAACUGGCAGGACUCAAGAACCUUCUGAUUUCUACUGAACAACACGUCAGUCUUGAUGCCAAGAUUGUUUAUCAGAAAAAGCAGGCUGCUCCCAUCGCCGUUAUAUUGAGCCUGAUCGAGAUCCCCCCUGCGGGUGACCUGAUUACAGACCUGUCCUUUAAAUCUGCCGUAAUCAGUGUGAACGUCAAUACUGGACUCUCUGCAGCUGAUGAUAUUGUAUUCCGUCUGGGCGCUACCACUGCCUCUGUGUUUGAGCACUUGAAAGCCAAACUUGAUGGCACCACCAGCCUGACCACCAAGAGAGGAAUCAAGUUGGCAAAUUCCUUAUCCUUAGAAAAUCGGUACAUUGACGGAACCCACGACAGCACUUUUAGCGUCAAUACUGAAACCCUGGAAGCUGCUACUUCGGUGUCUUCUGCUGCACGGAUUUCUCUCCCUAUAGUGAGCUUGGAAUUGAACCAAAAUCUUGUUGCAGACACGAAAUCCAAAGCCAAGGCUCACUCUACCAUGAACAUCAGGGGAAAUUACAACAUCCCUGUGUUCAGGGCUGUUGGAAAAACAAACACUGAAUUCAGCCUGAAGCUGGAGGGAAGCGGUGAAGACAUUUCCAUUGAAGCAUUCACGAAGGCAAACAUGGAUGGCACAGUGCUUGAUAACUAUAUAAUACUUGGAGUCUUGGAUAGCGACGUGAACCUGUUCUUGAAUAAUGGCCUACGCUCCACCUCCAAGGUCAUGGCCGAUGUCAAGCUUAACCACGGCACCACUAAAGUGAUCAACUUUGAUUUCAUCGACAGCCUGGCUGUGCAAGCCUCCCGGAGUCAUGUCUACGCCAUGCUUAAGCACACAAGUAACAACGAGCUCAACCUGUUGAGUUUCAACACCAAUGGGAAGCAUUUUGCCCAGACUACCAUUGAUCUUGCAUCAGUCCCUUCCUUGACCGCUGAUAUCGAGAUUAAUCUGUCACAACCAAGCAGCCUGGGUGAGUUCGCCAUCUUUGAAAAAAGUGUGGCCGAUGUUACAUUCGACAAGCAGAAGAUCUCCACCAACGGCAAAGUGGCAACGCCGCUGUACACCUCAAAUUUUGACGUCCUACUGGAGAGAAAUGCUCCCAUUUUCAAAGGAACUUUUAAAUCCUCUGCCACCUCCGCUUUUGUGCUCUUGGAUUACGACAUAGAUGCUUCUUCAACAUUAAGAUUCCAGAAUGCAGCUUUGAACAUGAUCAACAAGCUCGCGCUGACACAUGCCGACCUCAACAUGGACGCCAACCACGUCAUUGACCAGAGUACAAGUGUUCCUCACCAGACCCUCAAUGUGGACAUCACCAGUCCAACUUUCACUGACGUCAACCUCCGCUAUGCCGCUCGUAGAGACGUUCUUAGUGCCUCGCUAUCUACUCCGUCUGUUGGCUUUCUGGGGUUGCAAUUGAACGGGAGGGUCCCGUCUCAGAUGAGUGCAAGGUUCUACGGUCGUUAUCCUUCUGCUCCGGAGGCUGACGUUGAUAUCUUGGUCAUAAAAUCAUCUUCCAAGGCUGCAAAUAGGAUGAACCUCCAGAUUGUCUACAACACUGAUACACCCAAACUGAUGCUCUCUGAAUUGAAGCUGCGACUCCCUUCCGUCAUUUCCGCCUUCGCGGAAUUCCUUCAAAAGUAUCAGAUCAAGAGCGACUUGGAGAAGUUGAAGAGUGUCGUAGUCAACCGAAUCAGCGAUGUCUAUAGUACCGUCAUCAACAAUGAUGUCCAGAUGAGCCAGCUGUCAAUCUUCUUUAGAAACACUAUCGUCCAGUUCCAACAAAACAUCCAGGUUGUCUUGGACUCUAUCGUCAGGCUGCUGAGAGAGAUCAAGUUUAAACUCCCAGGGUCUGAGGAAAUGACCACACUUCCAGAGGUCCUGAAGAAGAUGACCAGUAGCGUUGCUAAUACUCUGGAUAAAAAUAUCCAGAUUAUUUAUCAGAACACAGAGGUCUACUAUAACUUAUUUCUGGAGAAAAUCAGCAGCGUGAAAAUCACCAUGCCAGUCGGCGAUGCAGUUACUGUCGGCCACAUCUUUGAAAAUAUAAAAACCUACGUCAAGAAUGGCAUCAGUCCACUGGUGCACUCCUUGAAAAACGUGGAGAGUUUCGACACCGUGCUGGAGAGAAUCGGCGAGACCCUGACCGCCGUUGUUGACAAAUCCCAGCACUUUGUUGACUCGAUCAACUCCGACUAUUUAGAUGAACUCUUCCUCCAAAUCAAUGAGCUCUAUCGCAGUCUUGUGAGAGUCGUGAAAGUCGUUGUUGACAAGAUCUCUGCCCUUGAUGUGGAGCAGCUGAGCAACGCGUAUGAUUCCCUUAUGGACAUGUUCAUUAAGGCGGUGGAUCAAGUCAAUGCCACGGUUUUUGAGCAAAUGGCACAAUCUUCACAGAAUGCUCGUGUGAAACUCAGUAACGGAAAGCUUCAGAUUGACCUCCCCUUGACUUUCCAACAAUGAAGACCGAGGUCCAACCGAGUUCUGA
Syngnathoides biaculeatus (alligator pipefish) is the source of this 11404-nucleotide messenger RNA. It is a transcript of the gene apobb.1, whose product is annotated as apolipoprotein Bb, tandem duplicate 1. Gene Ontology annotation, molecular function: low-density lipoprotein particle receptor binding; cholesterol transfer activity. Gene Ontology annotation, cellular component: low-density lipoprotein particle; mature chylomicron; very-low-density lipoprotein particle. Gene Ontology annotation, biological process: cholesterol homeostasis; triglyceride mobilization; lipoprotein transport. The record is from RefSeq and is a predicted model, not a curated record. NCBI's taxonomy places the organism in Eukaryota, Metazoa, Chordata, Actinopteri, Syngnathiformes, Syngnathidae.